Odontomachus brunneus is the source of this 4682-nucleotide messenger RNA. RefSeq lists its product as uncharacterized. The coding region runs from base 1713 to 3587 and encodes 624 amino acids. The record is from RefSeq and is a predicted model, not a curated record. Gene Ontology annotation, biological process: potassium ion transmembrane transport; stabilization of membrane potential. NCBI's taxonomy places the organism in Eukaryota, Metazoa, Arthropoda, Insecta, Hymenoptera, Formicidae. Gene Ontology annotation, molecular function: potassium ion leak channel activity. Gene Ontology annotation, cellular component: membrane. The transcript is spliced from 12 exons.
GUUUCUGCCUUAGUUUCGUGUCGAGGAUCACGCGAGGAUCACGCUCGUUUGCGAGCGUCGUUAUGGCGAGACCCGGAAGUCGCGGGCGGUUGUUCGCGAGUGAGCGCGAUGUUCGCGCAAUUCUGAGAGGCCCGUCAGAUCUCUGAGGGAUCGUCGAGGAAUCUGAAGAAUCCGACGAGCGCCAGGCGAAUCUCGAUCGGAAUUAAUUUCCGCGGCUGUCGGCUGCGCCCCGGUCUGGCUUCGAGUUGCACGCGCCGCCUCGAUACAGUCAUCGUUUGUGCGUUGUCGAAUGUUGAAUCUCUCGCUGGAUCUCGAGUAACUUUCGUCUUUCUCUCGUGUUCUCCUCCCUUCUCGCAAUCUACCCUCGUACGUGAAAUAUUUCAUCGUUAAGCAAAUUCGCGAGAUUCGCGGUUAAUAAUAACCUGCGCGUUGCCAACUUGUGUAAACAGGCGGCUUAUCGAUUUUUCCGCGAAUGUUUGGGGAGGAUCGAUAUCAGUUUCAUUGGAAGUUAUUUAUGACUGGAUUUAUUAUGAUAUAAUUAUGUUAAGGGGAUGCCAAAUUGGACGACGAACUCGAGAAAUGUCGAUAACCUAGAGAAGAUCGUCAACACAGUUCGCUAACACAGUUGCGCUCUCUGCUCUUUUUGUAUUUCUUGUACACUAGCCGGCAUAAUAGCCUUAACAUUUACUAGGUUAUACAAGAAUUUCCUGACUACGCUCAAUAUUUCCGCGUAUUUGUGUAUCAUGGCUGAAUAUUCCAAGGAAACAACGACAUUAGAAUACUCAGGAUAUGCAAAAACAUCGCGCUUAGUCGAGAAAUCCUUUUGUAACUAGGCCUGGUAAUUGUUAAGGUUAUUACGUGGACAUACAGAUCUUAUGUAAAUGUGUGCUGCUUUGUUAUUCGCUGAAUAUCGUAAAACAAAGCAAAAUACAUUUACGUAUGUUCUGCAUGUAUAAAAAAUACGAAAAGGAUAUCGUAAUUGUGACGAUCGUCUCUGCGUUAUCGACAUUGUUCCAGUUUGUCAUCGACUCCAGCAUCCCCUUUAAGCUCCUACAUUUAGUUUUAAAGGUGUACCUGCAAUGUUCUUUGGAAUUUUCUUCAUUGGCGCAAACACAUGUUCAAUAUCUGCAAACCAUAGAACUUUUGCAUUACUCAAAUAUUUAUGCUGAUAGCUUGAGAGAAGUCAAUUCUGAAAAUUUUUAUCGUUUUCUCAUAUCGAGCUACACUCCAAUUCAAUUUUGCAUGUACUUUGUAUAAAAAUAUUUGUUAUUCAAUGUAAUCAAUACGACGUAAAGCGAAAAAGGAUCAGUAUUUUAUCGGUAAAAUUUUCAAGUAUGGCAUCCCUUUGAGAUCUUUCAGGCGCGAAAAAUGUUUUUACUUCUGCGUUUUUCACCGGUUUCAUUUCUUGAGAGUCAAUUUGUCCUUGAUGAGAACACCGAGACGUAGAUAACAUUCGCAUUAGGCACGACUGAAAAGCCGAAACGUCGUCAGACGUUGACGCCGUGGAAAAUCGAUGAAGCCGUCGCUCUUCAAUAAAUAACACCACGUUCCCGCGAAGGAAAUCCCCGAGACGGAAUUACGGAGUAGGGAAUCCAAUUAUCAACAAUCGAAGCUAAAUUGACGAGGCUGAAACGCGGUGUGUCACGCUCACUAUGUAGAUGAGGGAAUGUAAUAAGAGGACAGCCGCGAUCUGUGAAGGAGGAAAGUAGAAAAUGCCGCGUACGCGUACGGAGGUGUUCGACCCGAUGGAAGCGGAGAAACCGUCGAGAUGCAUCAGAUUCCUCCGGCUACUGUGGAAAUUCAGCAGAUGCGUAUUCUCCCACGUGACGCUGAUCUCCUUGGUGGUUGCUUAUUGUGUAAUCGGCGCGUACGCCUUCGAAAUACUCGAGGCGAAGCACGAGAAACAGGUGAAGUUGAGCAUCAAGGAUAUACGAGGUAACGUCUCGGAGAAACUAUGGGAAAUCACGAAGGAUUUCGACGUGUUGAUUCGCGAAAACUGGACGGAUCAGGCGUUGAGUCAGCUGAAGAAGUUCGAGGAGGAACUCCUGAAGAAAAUGACGAAGGAGGGAUGGGACGGCAGCGAGGAGGUGAAUACUAUUCAGUGGACGUUCGCCGGUGCUUUGUUCUACUCUAUCAUCGUCAUCACGACGAUCGGUUACGGUCACAUCGCGCCGAAAACGAAGAACGGCAAGGUAGUGACUAUAUUUUACGCUAUCUUAGGCAUUCCGCUCAUGUUGCUCUGCCUGUCGAAUAUCGGAGACGUGAUGGCGUCGAGCUUUAGGUUUCUAUAUUGGAAAGUGUGCUGCUACAUAUGCACAAAACCACCGAAAAAGCGACGAAGCCGUAAUACCUUCGCCAGAUCCUACUCCGUUCGUCAACCAGGGCGAUAUGGCUCGAGCAAAGGUCCAUUCCGCCGAUCCAUCAGGGUGAGUCAACGAUCAGCGGAUUCGGCCUUGGGGCUUUCCGAGAGUAUGACGAAGUCUUCAUACUCCGACACCGAUUGCAGGUACAUGCCCCGACGGUUUGAAGGAAGCGAGCUAAGGACACCGGGUGCUGAUGCGCUUCCCACGAAUCACCCAACAGAAGAAAGGGCAGCCACUAUGCCGCGCUAUUCAGAUGUCCCGGUGGCCACUCCGAGAAGCGUAAGAGCCAGUCCCAGGAUGACGACGCAGUCGUUAGACAGAAAAUUACUGAUGGGCCCGAGCGAUGGGACGGACCGUUCGCAAGUUCUCUGCAACAGAUACGCCCUGGAUGAUCUGGAGGACGAGAUGCUGAGGUGGCAGCCGCCACCGCCUCGAAAUAGAGUCGGAAACUUGGAGAAGCCGCAGAGCAACGGAACGACCGACGAGCCGGAUAACGCCGAAAAGCAAACUACUCUCAGUCCCAGAUCCUUGCCGAGGAGAUGCCUCUCCGUGGAAGGAGCCACGACAAAUAGUCAGAGAACGAGCUUGCAAUCGGGACUGCGACCUGCUCAGGUUUAUUUGGAAAUGGAGCAUAUGGGAAGGCCGCAAUCCACCAAGUCUAGACGCACGAGGAGCAAUUACUCCGUUGCGCGUUCUUAUAAACGCGGGCCAUCGCCGAGGAUUAUGUCGCCGAUGGGAUUCGCCGUGCUGCGACAAGUUUACGCGGACGAUAUUGAUUUUGACAACGAGUACUACGCCGCCACGGAUGACCAAGAAAAACAGCCGACCAAGCCCGUGCCCAUCUGGCUGUGCGUCUUCCUGGUCGUCAGCUACAUAUUCGGCGGCGCUUACCUUUUCAGCGAAUGGGAGAAGUGGCCGUUCCUCGACUCCGCUUACUUCUGCUUCAUCACGCUGACCACCAUCGGUUUUGGCGACUUAGUGCCGGCAUACAAGCUGGAUGCGCACAAGGGUAUCGCCCUUUGUUCCCUCUACCUGCUAUUUGGAAUUGCUUUGCUGGCAAUGAGCUUUAAUCUGGUGCAAGAGGAGGUCAUCAACAACGUGAAGAGCGUCGCGAAGAGGCUGGGUAUCAUCAAAGAGACUGACGACGAGGAGGAGGCCGAGGAGUACGACGAAUACGACGCCGAGUAUGAGGAGGAGGUCUAUGAAAACGAGCCCGAGCUCUGAUCCCGCGGUUUUCAGCCUCGCCAUUCGAGGAGAUCGGCGAUACGACGUGCCGUCAUUCAUCGUUGUCGCGUGAUCCCGCGGGGAUCCCCGUUCAUCUGUCGUCCUGACAUAUAAGUCAGCUCCGCAACGCGGCCAUAAGCAGAGCUAAGCUCGCGCAAAUCGAAUUCCCGAUCGAGCGAUACGUUUUAUCUGCGACGUUUGUUUUCUCGUCGCGCGAGCCGCCACGACGGCAAAUCGGAAUGAACGAACGCGAGCAAACUCGCGCGAGAUCGAUAAUUCCAGUCUUAAUUUUACCGUAUUAUUAUCGUGACCCAAAGCGAGAGAGCGCAGAUGGAGCGUUAGUAAGUCUCGUCUCUCCGACGAGAAAAUCAUUAUCGUAAACUCAUUAAAACGAAUAUAUUCGUUGAGUAAUCAUCAUGAGCUCGCUCGAAAUCAACUGACGUUUCCAGUAUUUUAUUCGGAUAUGAUCCAAUUUUGCCCGAGGAACUCUAGUCUUUUCUCAUCGGUCUUCGAGUAAUAUAUAUAUAUAUCAUUUGAAUUCUUCUCGCGCACAAGUCGGCAGGGAAUACGACUUGGAAAUUUUUCGAAUUUUAACACCACCUUGGAUCUCGUUACUAGACGAUAUUGAAAUAUAGAGGUUUACCGUUAAUUAAUACAUCGAUGAAACAAUGAAGCAAGAAACUGCAUCCAGCGGGAUGCACAGAAAAUACCGCUGCACAAUGUUACUGUAUAUAAUAUCGUGUACGUAUACGUCUAAGAAUCAGAUUCUAUAAAAUGAAUGAGAGAAUAAUUGCGAAAUGCAAUUAAAUUUGCAUACACAUAGCACAGCGGUGACUUUAAUAUUUAGUCGACAUUUGCAUUUUGAAUAUCUCCCCUUUAGAUUUCGUCCAGCGUGCUAGUUCGCGGUAAGUCUUAUGACUUAGUCACUAGACACGGAAAGUAUAUUAGAUAUAUAACUCUAUAUAUAUAUUCAUAUGUAUACAUUAAAUUAGGUUGUGCAAUUAUAGGUUCGAAAUAAUACUGAAACAUUAUAUCAUUUACCAGAUAUAUAUCAUAUUUAAACAUAUAAAUCUCAUAAAACUGUCAUUUCCCGUA